Molecule: messenger RNA, 1808 nt
Organism: Esox lucius (northern pike)
Lineage: Eukaryota; Metazoa; Chordata; Actinopteri; Esociformes; Esocidae
Gene: ggt1b
Product: gamma-glutamyltransferase 1b
Exons: 13
Coding region: 75-1787 (570 amino acids)
Biological process (GO): peptide modification; glutathione catabolic process; regulation of inflammatory response
Cellular component (GO): plasma membrane
Molecular function (GO): glutathione gamma-glutamate hydrolase
Source: RefSeq, a predicted model, not a curated record
CUUGCUCAGAGGACCUAACAAACCCAUGGGAAAGCAUUCUGUUCCAGAGGCCUGAGAGAAACCAAGACAGAAGGAUGGUCCGUAAGUCCAUAGUGGUGGGCCUGCUGGUGCUGCUGGUGGCAGCCGUGGGCACUUUUGUGGGUGUGUUCUUCGGUGUGGGGAACAGAUCACCCUCAAAUUCCUACUACAGCGCCGCGGUGGCAGCUGAUGCCGGCCCAUGCUCAGAAAUCGGCAGAGACAUGUUGCGGAAUGGGGGCUCUGCUGUGGAUGCGUCCAUCGCUGCCUUGCUGUGUGUUGGGCUGAUGAAUGCUCACAGCAUGGGCAUAGGAGGAGGCCUGUUCUUCACCAUCUAUAAUGCCACAACUGGACUGGUAGAGACCAUUGAUUCCAGGGAAACAGCUCCUGCCAAUGCCACAGAAGACAUGUUUGGAAAUAGCACUGAUUUAGCCACGAAAGGUGGUUUAUCCAUUGCUGUACCAGGAGAGAUCCGUGGGUACGAGCUGGCAUACAAACGCCAUGGAAAGUUGCCAUGGAAAAACCUGUUCCAGCCUGCAAUCCAGUUGGCAAGGAAGGGCUUUCCUGUAGGCAGGGCCUUGGCCUCUGCUAUCUCUAAGAACCAGAAAACCAUCACUGAUGACGCAGCUUUAUGUGAAGUUUUCUGUAAUAAAGUCGGGGCCAUCUUGCGGGAAAAUGACACCAUCACCUUCACUAAACUAGCUGACACCUAUGAAACAAUUGCAAAUGAGGGAGCUGAUGCUUUUUAUGAAGGCACGCUGACAGAGAAUAUUGUGAGGGACAUUCAGACAGCAGGUGGUGUGAUCACACUGGAUGACCUAAAGAACUACAAGCCUUUACUGGAUGAGAGUCCUCUCAGGGUUAAUGUUGGGGAGUAUACCAUGUUCGUGCCCAACGCUCCGGCGGGUGGCCCUGUCCUGACCCUCAUACUCAACAUCCUGGCUGGAUACAACCUCACCUCAGACAGUGUCUCCAGCACUGAGAAGAAGGUCCUCACAUACCACCGUAUAGUCGAGGCCUUCAGAUUCGCUUAUGCCAAAAGAAGCAUGCUGGGAGAUCCACAGUUCCUCAACAUUUCUGAUUUCAUUGGUAAGAUGACGUCAACCUACUUUGCUGAGUCCCUCCGUCAUAAGAUCACAGACGACACCACCCAUCACAUGAACUACUAUGAGCCAGAGUACUUUGUACCUGAGAACCAUGGGACAGCACACCUGUCUGUGGUGGCGGAGGACGGGAGUGCAGUGGCAGUCACCAGCACCAUCAACCAUUUUUUCGGCUCCAAAGUCAUGUCUCGCUCUACAGGCAUCCUUCUCAACAACGAGAUGGAUGACUUCAGCUCCCCCUUCAUCACCAAUGGCUUUGGAGUACCUCCUUCACCAAACAACUUCAUCAGACCAGGUAAGAGGCCAUUGUCCUCAAUGUGCCCAGCCAUUUUAUUGAAGAAGGGAAGUGAAGUCAAGAUGGUGGUGGGUGGCUCAGGAGGAACGAAGAUCACCACAGCAACUGCCAUGGUGAUUCUCAACGCGCUGUUCUUUAACUAUGACCUGAAGAAAGCUGUGGCAGAUCCUAGAAUCCACAACCAGCUGAGUCCCAACGCCACCAUGGGAGAGCCGGGGUUUGACGAGAGGGUGAUGGCAGGUCUGGCUUUGAAGAACCAUGAGACAGAGUUUCUGAAGGCCACAGGGGCAGUUGUUCAGGCUGUGAUGCGCAAGGGGGGCAGGCUUUAUGCUGAAUCUGACCCCAGGAAAUGGGGCUAUGCUGCUGGGUACUGAGACCAACCGACCUACUGUGCA